Messenger RNA from Ixodes scapularis (black-legged tick), 873 nucleotides. Its product is annotated as early nodulin-11-like. The transcript has 2 exons. Gene Ontology annotation, biological process: chromosome condensation. The record is from RefSeq and is a predicted model, not a curated record. Gene Ontology annotation, molecular function: DNA binding; structural constituent of chromatin. Bases 1 to 873 code for a protein of 290 amino acids. NCBI's taxonomy places the organism in Eukaryota, Metazoa, Arthropoda, Arachnida, Ixodida, Ixodidae.
AUGGCGCACGGCGGUAGCCAGAUGAGCCAGAGCGGUAGCGAAACGGACUUGCCAACAAGUGAUGCCGAGCGUCUCAUUGACGCAGUCAGAAGUCGCCCUAGCCUUUACGAUCUUGGCUGCAUUGAUUACCGGGACAAGCUCAGGAAGGAGAACGGAUGGGCGUCCGAAGCAAGUCUGAAAGAAGCAAGUCUGAAAAAAGCAAGUCUGAAAAAAGCAAGUCUGAAAAAAGCAAGUCUGAAAGAAGCAAGUCUGAAAGAAGCAAGUCUGAAAGAACCAAGUCUGAAAGAACCAAGUCGGAAAGAACCAAGUCGGAAAGAACCAAGUCGGAAAGAACCAAGUCGAAAAGAACCAAGUCGAAAAGAACCAAGUCGAAAAGAACCAAGUCGAAAAGAACCAAGUCGAAAAGAUCCAAGUCGAAAAGAACCAAGUCGAAAAGAACCAAGUCGGAAAGAACCAAGUCGGAAAGAACCAAGUCGGAAAGAACCAAGUCGGAAAGAACCAAGUCGGAAAGAACCAAGUCGGAAAGAACCAAGUCGGAAAGAACCAAGUCGAAAAGAACCAAGUCGGAAAGAACCAAGUCGGAAAGAACCAAGUCGGAAAGAACCAAGUCGGAAAGAACCAAGUCGGAAAGAACCAAGUCGGAAAGAACCAAGUCGGAAAGAACCAAGUCGGAAAGAACCAAGUCGGAAAGAACCAAGUCGAAAAGAACCAAGUCGAAAAGAACCAAGUCGGAAAGAACCAAGUCGGAAAGAACCAAGUCGAAAAGAACCGUCGAAAAGAACCAAGUCGGAAAGAACCAAGUCGGAAAGAACCAAGUCGGAAAGAACCAAGUCGGAAAGAACCAAGUCGGAAAGAUGUCUGACAGAAGCCUAA